Salvia splendens (bonfire salvia) is the source of this 1635-nucleotide messenger RNA. RefSeq names its product calcium-transporting ATPase 12, plasma membrane-type. Gene Ontology annotation, molecular function: nucleotide binding; P-type calcium transporter activity. The record is from RefSeq and is a predicted model, not a curated record. The transcript has a single exon. Gene Ontology annotation, cellular component: intracellular membrane-bounded organelle; plasma membrane. NCBI's taxonomy places the organism in Eukaryota, Viridiplantae, Streptophyta, Magnoliopsida, Lamiales, Lamiaceae. The coding region runs from base 1 to 1635 and encodes 544 amino acids.
AUGCAUGAGGGAAUAGAUCUGAAUACAACCUCUGAAGCUUCGUCUGUUCUUGCCGGCGAGCUCCAAACUCAAAAGGCAAUUUGCAGUUGGGCAAGUCAAAAACUGGGGAUGAAUCUGGAACAACUGAAGGAAAAGUGUAGCGUGCUCGAUACUGAAAACCUCGACCAACAGAAGAAAGAUGGCCGCAUUUGGAUACGAAGAAGAAAAGAUGAUGACAGGGUACACAUCCACAUGAAAGGAUCAAUGGGUGAGAUUCUGGCUCUUUGCACUGAUUAUUAUGAAGAAGACGGGGUAAUCAAAGAUAUCAGUGAAACUGCAAGAGAAACAUUGAAGAAUAUUGAACACAAGAUGAAGAAUAAUGGUCUCCACUGCAUAGCGUAUGCACAUGCCGUUGUUUUGGGAGACCUUCAAGAUAAUGGUGACAUAAACUUUCAUUCAGGGCACCAAGAAAGUUUCAUUUUGAUAGGGUUUUUAGGUCUACGGGACCAGUUUCGGGACGGUAUAAUAGAAUUUGUGAAAGAAUGCCAAGAAGCCAGAGUAUAUGUCAAAAUGAUCACAACAGAAGAUGUCCAGAAGGCACAGAUAUCCGCUCUAGGAUGUGGCAUACUCAGUUCAGACAGUUCUUAUCAAACAGCAGUCACAGAUGUCAUCAUUGAAGGCAGAGAACUUAGAAGCUUUACUGGUCAAGAGAGGUCAGAAAAGGCAAAAAAGUGUAGUGUGAUUGCCAGAGCCUCUACUUCGGACAAGCGUCUGCUGGUACAAUGCCUGAAAGGUUCCGGCCAUGUAGUAGGAGUUAUUGGAGGCUGCCCAGGCGAUGAAAAACUUUUUGAAGAAGCUGAUGUGGGUUUCUAUCUCGAGAUCCAAGAAUCUCACUCCAUGAAGGAAAAGUCAGAUAUUAUCAUCGCGGGUGAUAGUUUUGACCUCAUAGCAAAAGCUAUGAAGUGGGGAAGAGGCAUCUACAACAACAUCCAGAUAUAUGCACAAUUCCAGCUCACAGCUACAAUGGCCUCUCUGGUAACAGACUCUAUAACUGCAAUUUUCUCAGGAGAACCCCCAGGAAUCAACAUCGUUACAUCCAUUUCAUCUGGUAAGAUUCCAUAUGCAGCUCUCCAACUCUUAUGGGUGAAGUUGGCAGUAGGCACAUUAGUUGUUGUAGCUCUUUCAGUUGAUAAUCCUGCUGAAACCCUUAUGCAAAAGAUGCCGGUGGAAAAAAGGGAACCAUUUAUAACCAACAUAAUGUGGAGGGACAUCAUAGGACAAGCUCUGUGCCAAAUCAUUAUCUUACUUAUCAUACAGUUUGAGGGAGAAGCAACUUUCAAACUGAGUGGUGGAGAAAAGGAUACUUUGAUUUUCAACAUCUUCGUCCUUUUCCAAAUCUUUGCCAUAUUCAACACAGUGAAGGGGAAAAACAUCUUUGAGAGACUGAAAAAGAAAAGGCUAUUCUGGAUGUUACUAAGCAUGAUAGUUAUUCUGCAGGUUAUUAUGGUGGAGUUUUUGAAAAAGUUUGCAGACACAGAGAGGCUCAAUUGGGCGCAAUGGCGUUCAUGCAUCGGAAUUGCCAUGAUAUCUUGGCUGGUGGGUUGGCUAUUGAGAAGGAUACCAGUUCCUGAGAAGCCUUACUUGUGCUCUCUAUAG